Messenger RNA from Eimeria maxima, 3006 nucleotides. Its product is annotated as CAM kinase, CDPK family, putative. Gene Ontology annotation, biological process: intracellular signal transduction; protein phosphorylation. The coding region runs from base 1 to 3006 and encodes 1001 amino acids. NCBI's taxonomy places the organism in Eukaryota, Apicomplexa, Conoidasida, Eucoccidiorida, Eimeriidae. The record is from RefSeq and is a predicted model, not a curated record. The transcript has 6 exons. Gene Ontology annotation, molecular function: ATP binding; protein serine/threonine kinase activity. Gene Ontology annotation, cellular component: cytoplasm.
AUGCGGCGUAGGCUGCUUAGUGCUGGUUGCUGCUUAUCUUAUGAAUGGGGGCCCCCAGCAAGGGCCUCGUCUUGUUUCUCGGGGUUUAGUAGCGAUACAUGUCUAUCCCUUGCUCAUUUACCUCCUGUAUUAGGGGGAGAAGAAGGGGGGGCCCCUACCCGACUGUCGGAGGGGGCUGGGGGGCCCCCUUCGUCUCCUAGGUUGCUGCUGCAAGCAGCACAAGAUCUGCAUUUGGCGUCACUCAGCAGCAACAAGACUUGCCAUCCGCUGCAUACGCAUGCAGCUGCAGCAGCAGCAGCAGCAGCAAAUGCAGCAGCACACCCUCUUGUUGCUGCUACCAAUAACCCAAAUCCUCUUGGAUGCUGCCUAGCUCUCUCCCUUAGUGGCCCUGCCCCAGAGCAGCAGCAGCAGCAACCCCGAAACAGCAGCAGCGGCAGCAGCAGCAGCCACACGUUGCAUGCACACCACCACCAGCAGCAGCAACGACAGCAGCAGAAGCAUGAAGGUUCAUCAUCUGUUGCCGUGAAGGACGGCAGCAGCAAAGGCAGCAGCAAAGGUAGCGGUGGUACGACCCUAACCACCUCAACAAAAGCAAGCAGCAGCAGCAGCAACAGCAGCAGCAACAGCAGCAGCAGCAGCACAAGCCGAUGGCUACAGUUGCAGCUGCCGUCUCCGUCAGGGGGUAGAGGUAGCAGCCUUGUGUCUCCUGUCUCCUCUAAUAAGAUAGGAGACAUAUUACAUUCUCCUGUCUCCGUCUUCUCUCAGGCUAGUACAACAACAGCACACCUUUCUUCUGCUUCCUCCCUAGGUAGCUGCAGCCAGCCCCCUACCCCUAGUACCCGUUUGUUGCCAUCAGGGGCCCCUUCCCCUCCUCAUCCUGGUACACCCGAAGCAGCGCCUGCUGCUACUGCUGCUGCUGCAGCAGCAGCAGCAGCAGCUGCAGCAGCAGCCGCUGCAGCUAAUAAUCCCGAUGCAGCAGCAGCAGCUGCUGCUGCUGCUGCAGCUGUUAACCUCCGAGACACCCAUGGAUCCCGACUCCGACGUAAAGGGACUGGCAGCUACGAGGUGUAUGUACACCCCGCUACUGUCGUUAAAGGCAAGAAGGAUCCGACUAUAUCUAAUGCUGCUGUUGCUGCAGCAGCAGCAGCAGCUUCCGGUGCAGGUGCAACAGCAGGUACAGCUACAGGAGGAGGGGUUGUUGGCAAGGGAUCAGAUGGGCCCUGUGCUGCUGCUGCUGCUGCGAAGGGACAAUUGCUGCAGCCAACUAGCAGCAGCCCCACAGGCCCUGAUAGUUCCUGUGCUACGUCUUUUCUUUCUAGUCCCUCCUCUGCUUCUUCCCCUUCUCCUUUACGUUUACCGAUCCCUGCUAGGGGUCUACGGCGUCUGCAGCAUCCGCGGCUACAGCAGCAAGUAGCAGCAGCAGCAGCAGCAGCGCCAGGAGAAGAGGUGGAGAUGCGCCCUCCGCGUUCUUUGCGACGGUUACAGCUGCCUAAGCUGCAGUCUCCUUUGUCUCCUUGCUGCUCUUCUCUUGCAAUGUUGAGCACAGAUGGCAGCAGCUGCAGCUGUUAUAAAAAGCCCCAAGGUGCUGCUUCCUGCUGCAUGCAUUCUUGCAUGCAACACUUGGAUUCAAGUGACCCGAAUGUCUUUAUUUCGGGGCUUGAUGCUGCAGCAGGAGCCCCUUGUGUUAACUGCGCAGCAGCAUUUGCGGAGACAGUAGGAGGAGCAUCAGGAGACGGCAGCCCAUUGGAUGCAGCAUUUGAAGCAGCAGCACAAGCAGCACAUGUUGCUGCACAUGCUGCAGCACAAGCAGCAGCGCAUGCAGCCGUCUUAAAGCGGCAAGCAGAAGAAGCACUGCUGCUGCGCAAUAGCCAAGUGCAUGCAGAGGCAGCAUUCAGUGUCUAUCCGGACUUAGAGAGGGAUAUACAUUUAGAGUACGACUUGUAUUGUGGGCAGCUCAGCGCGGAAAGAGAUGCCUCUGCUGCAGCAGCAGCUGCAGCAGCAGCAGCAGCAGCUGGAUGCAGUCCACAGACACUGUCUUCAGAGCCGCCACCCCCCAAGAAUACAACAAAUAAAACUCAUUUUGUAUUAGGGGAAGGAAGGUAUGGUAAAGUUGUGCUGGCGAGGCACAGAAGAACAAAAGAAUUCGUCGCCGUAAAAAUGUUGGACAAAAGACGCGCCUUAGCUGAUGAUGCAUGGGAUUGUAGGCAAGAACUUGAAAUGCACAGACGGUUGCCUCGCCACCCCCAUGUGGUAUCUGUGCUGGAUGUGUACGAAGACCGCAAGAGCCUCUAUAUCUUAAUGGAGUUGUGUGAUCAGAAAUCUCUUGUGGAUAGAGUUGUUGCAGAAGGCGCAUUUACAGAAGAACGCGCUAAAAUACUCUUCGCACAAUUGCUCUCCGGGGUGAUGCAUUGCCACCAGAACAACAUCGUGCACAGAGACCUAAAGCCUGAGAACAUUUUGUUUGCUCGGGAACGAGGAUCAGGGGGCUGCAGCAGCAGCAGCGGCAGCGCAGCAGAGUCUCCAGACUACUGGCGGCCAUCAACCCUGUCUGCUGCAGAUGCUCCUUACGGACACUCCUUCUCGCAGCAGUACAGCUCUCAGAAACCCCUUAACACUUCUCCCGCAGAAGGGGGCCCCCCCUUCACCGUUAAGAUCACUGACUUCGGCUCUGCCUGCUAUGCGGCACCGGGAGAACUCAGCGGCACAGCGUGCGGCACAAUUCAUUACCUGGCUCCUGAGGUUCUUGCUGGGAACUACUAUGACGGGUUUUUAAGCGAUGUUUGGAGCCUAGGUGUUAUUUUGUAUAUUACGGUCUCCGCCACGCCUCCCUUUUUCGGAGAGUCGGAUGGAGAAGUGGUACAGCGGAUAGUAGCUGGCUCGUAUUCCAUGGCCGGCUACCAGUGGCGGCACAUAUCGGACGAAUGCAAAGACAUCAUCCGACGUUUGUUGAUGUCUUCCUUCAUGUUGGCUGCAGCACAGCAGCUUCAAGAAAACCUCAAACCCUAA